UAAUUUUAGUAUUAAAAAAAUAUUAUAAUUGUGCCAAAUAAUUGUCUAAUUAUUAUUGUAUGUGUAGAUUGUAGAAGCAAAGAGAAUUGAAGAGAAGGUGAAUAUGGCGUCGGUGAUUAUGCUGCCGUACGGAGAUGUGGAUUCCACUUUGAGGGCAAUCGCCGGUCGUGCUGAGGGUUUCGGCCGCCUCGCUAUUGGUGGCCUCCACGGUCCUCUCUAUUUGGUUACCUCCCUUGCAGAUGAUGGUCCUGGUUCACUUCGUGAAGGGUGUCGUAGAAAGGAGCCGCUAUGGAUUGUUUUUGAAGUUUCAGGUACAAUUAAUCUUUCAUCAUACUUGAGUGUGUCAUCUCAUAAGACAAUAGAUGGAAGAGGCCAGAGGAUUAAAUUGACUGGGAAAGGAUUAAGAUUGAAAGAGUGUGAGAAUAUAAUUAUAUGCAACCUUGAGUUUGAGGGGGGAAGGGGUCACGAUGUAGAUGGGAUUCAAAUAAAACCAAAUUCUAGGAAUAUAUGGAUAGAUCGUUGCAGUCUCCGAGAUUAUGAUGAUGGGCUUAUAGACAUUACAAGACAAAGCACGGAUAUCACUAUAUCUAGAUGUCACUUUGCACAGCAUGACAAGACCAUGCUAAUUGGAGCUGAUCCAUCUCACGUGGAUGAUAGAUGCAUCCGGGUGACGAUCCAUCAUUGUUUCUUUGAUGGAACGCGGCAGAGACACCCUCGUGUGAGAUUUGGAAAAGUUCAUCUGUACAAUAAUUACACCAGAAACUGGGCAAUAUAUGCAGUUUGUGCUAGCGUUGAGUCUCAGAUAUACUCCCAAUGCAACAUAUAUGAAGCAGGAACUAAGAAAAAGACUUUUGAAUUUUAUACUGAGAAGGCAGCUGACAGAGAAGAACAGAAGUCUGGUAUGACAAUAUCUGAAGGAGACAUGUUACUGAAUGGUGCUCAGCCAUGCUUGUCAACAGAAUACAAAGAAGAAUCCAUGUUCCAUCCUAGUGAAUAUUACCCAACUUGGACAAUGGAAGCAGCUACACAUUCUCUCAGAGAGGUUCUCCAUUUAUGUACAGGUUGGCAGUCCAUUUGUAGGCCAAUAGACCAUACGGUAUAAGAUACAUACUAAAUUUGGCAGUCCAAAAUUUGUAGGCCAAUAGUCGUGUCACGUGUGUAAGAACGACUUAUUCAUUUGUAGGCCGUGGUAGGAACGUCUUGGGACAUGAGAUUGGCAUAGUUGCCGUGAAACCAGAGAGACCAAACAUUGCAAGUUAUCAUUGUUUUUUUGUAACAGAUCUAAUAUGAUUAUUUUAUAUUAGUUUAUAAUUUAUCAUAA
This is a messenger RNA of Cicer arietinum (chickpea), 1321 nucleotides long. The record is from RefSeq and is a predicted model, not a curated record. Lineage: Eukaryota; Viridiplantae; Streptophyta; Magnoliopsida; Fabales; Fabaceae.